Messenger RNA from Amphibalanus amphitrite, 4029 nucleotides. RefSeq names its product formin-like protein 20. Lineage: Eukaryota; Metazoa; Arthropoda; Thecostraca; Balanomorpha; Balanidae. Bases 98 to 3487 code for a protein of 1129 amino acids. The transcript has 3 exons. The record is from RefSeq and is a predicted model, not a curated record.
AUCAUGAACCUGGGCGCAGAUCGGGACGAGCCCUGUCCCCUCCCGAGGGGCCGACCCCAGCACGCACUUCAGAUAACAUCACGUACCGUGUCCGAGUAUGACGGAGGCCCCUGACAGAUUCGGGUCAGAAGACGACUCUUCUACCGCCGCCAGCGGCCGGCCGGUGCGCCGCCGACUCGGCGGAGACCAUAGUGGCGCACUUGCGACGACGGACGUGCAGUGCAGCGCGCCGCAAAACGACGCACCCCGCCCGCGUCGGGCAACGGAGCCCAUGAACGGAAUAAUCGUUUCGCUGCUGGUCGUUGUUGCUGCUGCCCCGUCGGUUGCCGAGCAGCCGCCCGAUGGCUCAGCAGUGCAGCCGACAGAUGUCAGCACCAUCGGUCCGACUGACGCUCGGAGGUUCCGGUCACCUCGUGACACCAACUCUCUCAUCAGCCAGAUGGCAGAGCUGGGUGGUUUCACAGAGACGCUGUCUGAAGCCAGGCCCGUAUCAAUCACAACGGACGUCACAAGUUCUACGGCGGAUCAGUCAGCGAAACCGUCUCUGUUUGAUACCAUGCCGAAUCGAGGCGCGUCGAUGUUUCCCGUGACAAUAUCUCCUGUGACUCUCGACGAUCAGUAUGGACCACCGAGUGUGCCGUUCGCCGUGGCAGACGCUACUUACGGGACCAGCAGCUCCAGUGAUCAGCUGGUGACGUUGAUCCAGCGCUACCUCAGCGAGCGGACCAGGUCAGGCGCGGCCACCUCUUCCGCCGCGAGUGGUGGGACGAGCGCCACCAGAGCGGCUAGCUCGCCAGCGCCAUCUACACUAUACCAGCAGCCUGUUUCUCAGAGCCCCGUGCAGGCGGCGCCACCCGUGACUACCGCACAGCCUAUCACUCUCAGCUCGAGUUACGGGCUGCCACCACGAGACCCUCUGCCGAUCUAUGCCGCCCCGCUGCAGGUUCAGACUGUGACAGUGACGAGUGUUGCCUCCCCGGUGACGUCAUAUGUCGUCCAGCCGCCGGCCGCUGCCCCGGUCACCGUCCCGGCGCCGGCGGCGGCCCCGGCGCCGUCCUACACUCGUCCGCAGGCGGCUCCAGUGGUCACCUAUACCUACACGGUGCAGCCACCGGCCGCGGCGGCUCCAGUUCAGACCUACGUCUCUGCUCCGGUCCAGACAACUGCCGUUCAGCAGCAGCAGGCCGUCCCGCAGCCGAGUCUCGUCCUGCCAGCCCCGGUCGGCGCCUAUCUACUACAGAGCCCCGCCGCUGCCACGCCCGUGUCCCAGUCUUACUCCACGCCACUCCGGAACCCGCUGGUCACACCACAGCUGACCUACAUCACUCCGUACGGCAUCGACUCCGGCCGGCGUCAACGGGACCGGGAGAGGGACCAGGAGGACGACUCAGGUGUGGUUAUCUCCCUGGGCGACGCCUCGAUCCAGCUGGGGGGAAGGUCCGGCACGAGUAUCAGACUGAACGGAGGACUGAGUUCUGAGCGGCCCCGGGACAGCACCGGGUCGGGCAGCAGCAUUACCAUCAUAGCUGGAGGAGCGGCAGCUAGAGAUCCACCAGCUCCUAUAGGACCACUGGCUCCCAGCAGGGGCUACUCCACCCCCAGAGAUCCACCGAGAGAUCCACCGUCCUCGUACUCUGCUCCUCUCAGGGACCCACCGGCGUCUUAUUCCGCCCCACUAAGGGAUCCUCCAUCUUCUUACUCCCCUCCCAGGGAUCCUCCAUCGUCCUAUACCGCCCCACAGAGGGACCCACCCGCGUCCUAUUCCGCCCCGCUGAGGGAUCCGCCAUCCUCAUACUCUCCUCCCAGGGAUCCUCCGUCCUCAUACGCCCCUCCCAGGGAUCCUCCAUCGUCUUAUUCUUCUCCCAGGGAUCCUCCAACUUCUUACGGCGGUGGCAGAAACUCUGACCAGCCCGGAUGGAACCCCAUCAGCAGCGAUCCUCCCAGCGCCUCCCCAGCCUCUGAUGAUGACGUUGCCGACGAUGACGACACCUAUACCUCAUAUGAGGGACAAACGCGCACUUUCCCAUCUUCAGACGCGCCAGUGGGACGCACAGGGAUAAGAGAUGCGGUGAGGGAUCCUCCAGGACCGGCGCCGCCACCAAGGACGUACGGAGCGCCCCCUAGGGAUCCACCAAGUUCGAUGUAUGGAGCGCCACCCGCAAGGGAUCCACCAAGUUCAACAUAUGGUGCACCACCGGCUAGGGAUCCACCAAGCUCAUCAUACGGAGCGCCACCGGCAAGAGACCCACCGUCCCCACCACCGAGAACCUACGGUGCUCCCCCGAGAGACCCUCCGAGCCCGAUGUACGGCGCUCCGCCAGCGCAGGACCCACCAGCACCAGCACCGAUGUACGGAGCUCCACCGGCAGACGCUCCCCGUGACCCACCCUCGUCGUCGUACGGAGCGCCAGCUCGUGACCCACCAGCGGCGGCGCCGCCAGUGCCGGCCACCCCCGUCCAGCUGGUACAGGCCGUGCCGGUGGCCGUGUUCAGUCCCCGUCCUCGUCCUAGGCCCCGCAAGAAGCCGCACCACCACCACAAGGGCCCACCGAGGGGACGUCUGGUGAAAGACACCAUCAUCCGAGAGGUGUCCCGUCCGGUCCGACCAAGAGCGCCGCCGUUCCCGGGUAGAAGACCGGCGGCAACGCCUCAGCUUUUCCUGGCAACCGUUCCUCAGAACACACAGACCUUCACUUUGUCAUCUCCUGUGCGGAACCCGCCGGCCAGUCCUCCAUCCUCGUACGGCGCUCCGAGGAGUCCCGCCGCCGACCCGCCGUCUCCCUCCUAUGGCGCUCCUCAGCGGAGUCCCGGCGCACGCUCCGCCCCGCCCGUCGGCGUGGUGCGGGACACCCUCGUGCGCGAGGUCCUCUACGACCAGUUCAAAGACGACUACGCGAAGCUUUUCUACAAGGGCGCGCUGCUGAUCGGAGCACUGGCGCUGCUGCCGGCUGCCGCCACAGUACCGCUGGCAGCUGGUCGCCGCAGGAGGUCCCUGUUCGACGCCGAGGUGGCUGCCGGCGCUGAGCUGCCCGCCGAGCUGCGGCGCCAGCUGGGAGCUGCGCUGCCGGAGCUGGCACAGCUCGACACCUCGGAGUGUCUGCAGCGGGAGCUGUGCCGCGCACUGCGCCAGGUGGAGGCGUCCCCAUACCGCGACAGCUUUCUGCUCUACUACGCAGUGCUGUCCCCGGAUGUCGGCGAGAACCCGUGGAUGCAGCAGGCUCUAACUGCGGCCAGGAAGAGAACCUGUUCCGACUUCUACUGUCAGUCUGCACCGUCAACUCCGGCAGCGAACCACACGAUCGCAGAUAACCCGUCACCUGAUCACGCGACCUAUACUAAUGCAACGGCCGGUAGACCAUCUAUAACAAACGUCAGCUCAGCUUUUAACGUCACGAUCAACAGCGGUUACAAAAGCGAAGCAAAUGGCACAACUGUGAACAUGGAGACUGGUCCAUUUAACGAUGGCAGAACAGACAAUUGGCCGUGAUAAACAUUGUUGUUUGUGUUAUGUCUUUGUUGCAUGUUAUUUGUAAAUAUUUUGUUGGAUAUCAGGUCACGCCAUAUGUAAGGAAACAGUAAGUGUAGGUUCUUCGUUUGAAGUUUAUGAAGACAUGUUGUUGUCAAUGUUAAUGCUUAAAAGUAUGCAGUAUGCACAAUCAUGCUGGAUAUGGAUACUCGACUCAUUUGUUAUAAAUGUUAUGUCGAGGACGGUCCAAAAGUCUAAACAUUGCAAGGUGUAAGAUUCGCAUUGCUCUUAUUUUGUAAUGGCAUCUGAUACCCUGUAAAAAGUAUUGUGAGUUGACAUGUUUCAUUAACCCGCGCCCCGCUGGGGGGGGGGGGCAGAAUCUGACCCCCUCCCGUUUUUCGGUAAUAACUUCUAAACGCGUUACGCCAGUGCAGCGACGUGAAACUUUAAGUACCUUAUCAUACAUCAAUUUGACACAAUCCCUGAAAAUUUGAGCGACAUCCGUUGGAAUUUUUUUGAGAAAUUGACGUUUUAGUGACGUCAUGUUCGCCAUUUUUCGCCUC